This is a messenger RNA of Didymella exigua CBS 183.55, 387 nucleotides long. RefSeq lists its product as uncharacterized. The coding region runs from base 1 to 387 and encodes 128 amino acids. The record is from RefSeq and is a predicted model, not a curated record. Gene Ontology annotation, cellular component: fungal-type vacuole membrane; vacuolar transporter chaperone complex. NCBI's taxonomy places the organism in Eukaryota, Fungi, Ascomycota, Dothideomycetes, Pleosporales, Didymellaceae. The transcript is spliced from 2 exons.
AUGUCGAGCCAGCCUCUCCUCCAGACAGCCCCGGGCAAGCGCAUCGCUCUCCCCACUCGCGUGGAGCCUAAAGUCUUCUUCGCCAACGAGCGCACCUUUCUCUCAUGGCUGAACUUCACCGUUAUCCUGGGCGGCCUGGCCAUUGGGCUGCUAAACUUCGGCGACAAGGUCGGAAAGAUUAGCGCGGGCCUGUUUACCCUCGUUGCUAUGAUGGCCAUGGUCUAUGCGCUGUUCACAUUCCACUGGCGCGCGAAGAGCAUAAGGAUGAGGGGCCAGGGCGGCUUUGACGACAGGCUUGGUCCUACGAUUCUAACCCUCGCGCUGUUCGCGGCGGUGGUUGUCAACUUUGUGCUCAGGAUCACCAUGGGUGACGACAAGAAGCACUGA